AUGUGCCCACAGACUGCGACUCUGCGGUUGAAAUUAGCCAAGUGUAUACGCAAACGACUGGAUUUAAUACAACGAUGUUAUCAUGAAGAACUUGCUGAGCUAAGUUUCAUACAAAGUGGUGCCCUUCUCAUCGAUUUUCAUGGUUGGAGAUCAAGGAGAUCUCAGGAACUGAUGCAGGCACUGUGUUCCGGCCACCUGGACCCAGAGGACCUGUCUCUUAUCAGCGACUAUAUGUCUGGUCGUAUCGCACCGGAAUCGUUCUUUCCUCCAUGUGGUGCCAACCCCAAUCAGAUAGUAUCUGAAGCAGAUGCAGAUUCGGAAGGUGAAGAUCGCGGAUUGGAUGAAACUUCAAUCUUCCGAUUUGCGAUGCGAGAGCUGAAUGUGCUGAAGCGCGUGGUGGAGUUGAAAAAAGCUGGUCUGUGGUCGGUGAGCAAAAACAUUCUGGAUGCUCCGGAACUAGUUUCCACAAUCUCUACGCCAAGUAUGUCUUCCCUCGCACCACCGCCGGAGAACACCGCUCGAAUUUUCAGUGACUACCUCUUCGCCGAGUUACAGUGGUUAGCUGAAGAUUACAAGCGCGAGCGCCAAUGGAAGAAAAGCUCGGCAAAAAAGCUUGCUCUGGCUGCUGUUAAAGCAUACCGCGAGAAAACGGAACGUUCUAUCAAAGCUGAACGGGAAGAAGCUGUUCGAAUUGUGCAUGCCAAACAACAAGCACGACUAGCCGUCAAACGGCAACAAGCAAUCACCACACAUUUGGGGCGCGUUCUCGAAACCACAGAGGAGUAUACACGAUGGCUCACCGAAGGAAUCGCGGGCACAUCCAACGCACAGAGUGCUAGCACCGGAGUACCCGUUUCAGAUUCCACCUCUGAUAUGCCUGAGUCAGAAGUUCAGCUGACCGAAAUGACUGGGUCGCCAUCAGAAAGCGGUGACGUUUUGAAUAAAGAUCAGCAAGGGAAUCGGAAACGCAAGAGGGUAUCAACUGAGUCCACUAGUUCGGAUUCAGAGUUCACGGCCGAUGAGGAAACGUUAGCAGCGGCAGAAGAUGAUGAAGAGACCAUAGCUCGCGAGGAAGAGGAAGCGAAAAAUGACACUGGUGACCCGGAAGUCUCAGCACAGACGGAGCUUGCCCAGUUGGCCGCUGAUGCGGACUGUCCGAUUGAAGAUCUCAUUCCACCGGGGUAUUUGGAGGCGUGUGUGGCUGAAUCGCCAUGCAAGCCUGAAGAUACUGCCGUUUCCGAUUCGGAUGCAGAUAAGCAGUCGGUAAACGGUUCCGAUCAAUCUUACGAAGCAGGCACAAAUGAAGUACAGCUUGAUGAUGAGUCUACGAUUGACGCACAAGAACGUCACGAGCGCCGACUGAGGCAAUCACAUUUAAAGGAAAAGCCUUCAGACUCGCCUUCGACCAAUGAAGAACCAAUUAACCACGAAGAGGAGAUUGCGCAGCUCCAACGCGAAGCAGAAAUGCCUCUGGACGUCUUACUCAAGGAGUUCGCGAAACACGCGGAAGAAUCAAUGGAUGUUGAGGAACACCCAUCGGACUCUGAAUUGACCUCAUCAACUCAGGGCUCGGAUACAACGACAUCGUCUGGUGAAGAAUCUGAUGAUGAUCGCACAACAUUGACUGAUACAUCUUCCACCACGAGUGAACCGUCUUUGAGGGAGUUGAUAUGCGAAGAGAUUGAUAAUGCAUCCGAACACACAAACAAAGAGCAAAAGACAGAGGAAUUAAAAUCUACGAUCAAAGGACCUCAAGAAGCCGUAAACUUACCAGGAGAUCCACGUUCCGAAGAGGUGGAGAAGAACCUUGAGGUGAGUUGUGGGUUGCUUUAG
Messenger RNA from Echinostoma caproni, 1833 nucleotides. The record is from the annotation of a GenBank genome assembly. NCBI's taxonomy places the organism in Eukaryota, Metazoa, Platyhelminthes, Trematoda, Plagiorchiida, Echinostomatidae.